This is a messenger RNA of Coregonus clupeaformis (lake whitefish), 1726 nucleotides long. RefSeq names its product F-box/LRR-repeat protein 3-like. NCBI's taxonomy places the organism in Eukaryota, Metazoa, Chordata, Actinopteri, Salmoniformes, Salmonidae. Gene Ontology annotation, cellular component: cytosol; SCF ubiquitin ligase complex; nucleus. Bases 80 to 1435 code for a protein of 451 amino acids. Gene Ontology annotation, biological process: regulation of cell cycle; SCF-dependent proteasomal ubiquitin-dependent protein catabolic process; entrainment of circadian clock by photoperiod. The record is from RefSeq and is a predicted model, not a curated record. The transcript is spliced from 5 exons. Gene Ontology annotation, molecular function: protein binding.
UGCACCGCUUCUGUCACAACAACACGUCGGAUUUUUUCCACUGCAAACAGCUAUCCAGCUGCCAAGUGUAAACAUAAGGAUGAAGAGGGUGAAAGGAGAUGAGGACGCCUGCAGCUCUUCCAGCGAGGGCCCAACCGAGUCCUGCAAGAAGGUGCGGAAGCUACAGCCAAACAAAGAGAAGCACCAACAGGAGGAGGAGGAAGAAGAAGAAGAAGAAGAAGAGACGGAUGUAGAUCUCAGCGAGUUUGGCUUCGACUGGGCACUGCUCCCUCAGGAGAUCCUGCUCAACAUCUUCCAAUUCCUGCCUCUUCUGGACCGGGCGUACGCCUCGCAGGUGUGCCGCGGCUGGAACCAAGCUUUCCACAUGCCCGAGCUGUGGCGGUGCUUUGAGUUUGAGCUGAACCAGCCUGCCAGUUCUUACCUGAAGGCGACACACCCAGACCUAAUCAAGCAGAUCAUCAAGAGGCAUUCGAACCACCUGCAGUAUGUCAGCUUCAAAGUGGACAGCAGCACGGAGUCUGCUGAGGCAGCCUGUGACAUUCUCUCCCAGCUGGUGAACUGUUCACUAAAGACUCUAGGGCUCAUCUCCACGGCCAGACCAAGCUUCAUGGAGUUGCCCAAGUCUCAUUUCAUCUCGGCCCUGACGGUGGUGUUUGUCAACUCCAAGUCCCUGUCAUCUCUGAAGAUCGACGACACACCGGUGGACGACCCGUCCCUGAAGGUCCUGGUGGCCAACAACAGCGACACUCUGAGGCUGUUGAAGAUGAGCAGCUGCCCUCAUGUCUCUCCUGCAGGUAUCCUGUGUGUGGCGGACCAGUGCCAUGGCCUGAGGGAGCUGGCGCUUAACUACCACCUGCUGAGCGAUGAGCUCUUAUUAGCCCUCUCCUCGGAGAAACACGUGCACCUGGAGCAUCUCCGCAUUGACGUGGUCAGUGAGAACCCCGGGCAGCACUUCCACACCAUCAAGAAGUCCAGUUGGGACGCUAUGGUGCGCCACUCGCCCAAGUUCAACCUGGUCAUGUACUUCUUCCUCUACGAGGACGAGUUCGGCCCCUUCUUCAAGGAGGAGGCCCCCAUCACCCACCUCUACUUUGGUCGCUCGGUCAGUAAGGACGUGCUGGGCCGCGUGGGGCUCCACUGCCCCCGAUUGGUGGAGUUGGUGGUGUGUGCCAACGGGCUGCGGCCACUGGACGAGGAGCUAAUCCGCAUCGCCAAGCGCUGCACCCAGCUGUCGGCCAUUGGCCUUGGGGAGUGUGAGGUGUCGUGCAGUGCGUUCGUGGAAUUCGUGAAGAUGUGCGGUCGGAGGUUGUCCCAGUUGUCCAUCAUGGAGGAGGUGCUGAUUCCCGACCAUAAGUACAACCUGGACGAAAUCCACUGGGAGGUGUCAAAGCACCUGGGCCGUGUCUGGUUCCCCGACAUGAUGCCCACCUGGUAGAGCCGUUGAAAGGGGCUGUGGAUUUACUGUACACAGUUUGAUAUACUUUUCUCUUUUUUUCCCACCUUGAAACUCUGUUCGAAGCAUCCGUGGAGUCCAUGUUGGCACCGAAGGAACAACCGAAGAUAAUCGUGUUCUACUGAGAAUGCGAAUUUCAGGGAUGUGAUUUUUCCUGAUUCAUAGGGAAUUCCUACUUUUCUGACUGUAUACUCCAUUCAUAUACACUGAACAAAAAUAUAAACGCAACAUGUUGGUCCCAUGUUUCAUGAGCUGAAAUAAAAGAUCCCAGAA